Impatiens glandulifera is the source of this 3317-nucleotide messenger RNA. Its product is annotated as polyadenylation and cleavage factor homolog 4-like. The record is from RefSeq and is a predicted model, not a curated record. Gene Ontology annotation, molecular function: RNA polymerase II complex binding; mRNA binding. Gene Ontology annotation, cellular component: cytoplasm; mRNA cleavage factor complex. Bases 290 to 2995 code for a protein of 901 amino acids. Gene Ontology annotation, biological process: termination of RNA polymerase II transcription. The transcript has 7 exons. NCBI's taxonomy places the organism in Eukaryota, Viridiplantae, Streptophyta, Magnoliopsida, Ericales, Balsaminaceae.
GAUUCUUACGAGCUCAUUUUAGGACUUAAAAGAUUAAACCUUUUUACGUUUCUUCAAAAUUCACUCUAUAAUCAAUCAAUCUGUUCUUACAGAUUACUGAUUUUCAUUUUGUAAAUCUCAUUUCGAUCGAUCAAUUGAUGCUUCAAGAUUUUCUCAACUUAUUACAUUCGAUGUCGAUUAUCAUGUAAAAAUAGCAAAUCUAGGGUUUCCAAUUUUUCUUGAUUCCUUUGUAUGUAUACAAUACUUCCCCCCGAUUGUAAUCUUAAUCUUGCUGCUGCUGUGACGGAAAAUGGAGAGUUCUCGCAGAUCCUUCGAAAGAUCGCGAGAACAACCGGGUCUCAAGAAACCUAGGUUAGCGGAAGAAGUCAUUUCCGACCGCAGCAGACCCUUUGGCCAAAGACCCACACCUUCUGGUGCGGCGGUAACGAGAUAUAGAAGUGUCGAUAUCGAUAGAGAUAGAGAUUUGGAGAGUAACGAUUCGGUGAGAGGAACCUAUUCGCAACAGCAACAGCAGCAGCAGCAACAGAAUGAGCUCGUGAUUCGGUACAAGACUGCGAUUGCGGAGCUGACUAUUAAUUCCAAACCCAUCAUCACUAACUUGACGAUUAUUGCCGGUGAGAAUUUGCAGCACGCCAAGGCAAUUGCGGCCAUCAUCUGUUCUCAUAUACUUGAGGUACCAAAUGAGCAAAAGCUUCCAUCACUUUAUCUCUUAGACAGUAUUGUGAAGAAUAUAGGAAGGGAUUACAUAAAAUACUUUGCUGUCAGACUACCCGAGGUUUUCUGUAAGGUAUAUGGACAGGUUGAGCCUUCCAUGCACACUAGUAUGCGGCAUCUCUUUGGGACAUGGAAAGGAGUUUUUCCACCAAAUUCACUUCAGAUGAUUGAAAAUGAAAUUGGUAUUCCAACUGCUGUCAAUGGCUCAUCAUCAAGUUCUGCUUCAACCAGACCUGAUUCACAGUCUCACCGUCCAGCACAAAGUAUUCAUGUCAACCCCAAGUAUUUGGAGGCAAGGCAGCGCAAUCAGCAGUCAAACAGGGUGAAAAGUACUGUUGAUGACUCUGGAGUAGUUCACAAUUCUUCUGAAAUAUUGGAUAGGAUAACUGGUGCUGGUUCUGGGAAUUUGUUGUCGGGCCAUCCUACCAAGUUGCUGGAUCCACGUAGAGAGGCAUUUGGAAGGCCUGCCCCUGUAAAAAAAAUUAAUCCAGUUUUUGAAGAUAUUGAGUUUACUUCUGAACUUCCUAGGCGCCCAAACAUUGGAAUGGGACGUGUUUUAGAUCAAGAUUUGGAGAAACUUUGGCAUGAAGAUAGUGUUACAAGGACUAUAUCAGGCCAACGAAAUGGUUUUGAUGAUAAGCCAGGAAUAAAGAGUUUCCCACCAUCCAAAUCGUCACAGAAUGAUGUUCAGUUAAAGGCAAGUGGAAAUAUCUCCAGUAGAAGCAGCAGCACUGGAAUGAAUAGGAAUUGGAAAAAUUCAGAUGAAGAAGAGUUCAUGUGGGAUGAUAUAAAGCCUGGAUAUACUAAUGAUCAUGAAAUGGUUGGUCAAGGAAAAUUUCAAUGGAUGGAUGACACUGAUGAAAGGGGAAUAAAGUCUAGAGAAGCUUCAGCUGACAUGUUAAUGGUGGAACCGAAUGACGCAGAGGAUCAUAGGUCAUUACAAAAUGCUGGCCCACAUUCAAAAGACGGAAACCAUUCAAGUUAUUUAGAAUCAUUACCAAAACCUCGUACCAGCUUAUCAUCAAGAACCGGAAGCUCGCAAUCAGCAGCAUUACCAUUAUACCAACCACCAACUAUUGGAACAUUGCAAACCGAGGCUAAAACAAAUUAUAAACCUUUGACAUCCCGAUACUCUCCUCAGGUACUCCUUGGUACAACAACCGAGCAAACUUUUCCGCAAACUCAGAUCCCUCAUUCGGAUUUAAGAAACUCUCAAACUCCGGGAUUGUUAAACAAGAUGCCUCUACGUCCACAGCUUCCCCCAAAAGGGCACUUGCAAAAAACACAACCUUAUGUACCUUCUGGCCCUAAACAGCCUCCAACUUCCGGUCAAACGAAGAAAUCAAACUUAAAGGGAGAUUCUUCCAACCAUCUUUUGUUGAAAUCGUCAGGGAAGGGCAGUUCGAGUAGUUUGUUGGAUUCCAUCAUGAAAAGUACUGUAGUUCCUCCAUUGUCUCAUGAUGAAACGUCGACGAACAUAAAUAUUUUGGAGGGAAUGGUAGAAGAAGAAGAAGAUAUACCCAUUGAUCUUCUUCCUCCACCUCGGGUUGAUGGUUCAUCUGUAAAAACGUCUAAUCCAAAUCCUGUAUCAAGUCUUCUAGGUUCAUUGGUAGCGAAAGGCUUAAUAUCUGCAUCAAAAAAGAAAGAUCCUCGAAAACUUGAAUCAGAGACGAUCCCUUCCGUUGCCAAGAAUGAAGGCAGUUUGGAGCCAUCCAAAGAACUAAAAUCUCUCAUCGGUUAUGAAUUCAAGCCAGCCGUAAUUCGGGAGCCAAACUCAAACGUGAUUGGUGAACUUGUUCUCCUGGAUGGCGAUCUUCAUCACCCGUGCUUAAUUUGUGGGCUUAAGGUUAAGUUUCAAGAACAACUCGAUAAACAUAUGGAGUGUCAUGCUUUGAGAAGUCCGGAACUGAAUGCUUUUGUUAAGGCUUCAAGGAAAUGGUACGGGAAUGCAGACGAUUGGGUUGAUGGAAAAAAUGCAUUUCCAUACGUUCACGAAUGCGUUGUUGAUAACUCGGGGCGAGAGAGCGAGGAAUUUGAUGAUGAUGAAAUGGUCCUCGCUGACGAAAGUCAAUGUGUUUGUGUUUUGUGUGGCAAUGGUUUUGAAGAUGUGUAUUCAGAAGGAAGGGGAGAAUGGAUGUUCAAAGGUGCUGUCUACAUGAGCAUAUCAUCUAGCGAUGGUAAAUUAGUAACAUUUCCAAGAGAAGAUUCGUCGUUCGAGGGUUUAAUUGUUCAUCCUGAAUGCAUAACCGAAAGUACAAUCGACGAUUUGGAAUUAAAAUGAAAAGGUGGCCCUAAAGACGACAAAAUGAAGAGGCAUGAUUUGACGACGAUUGAUUAAUGUUGAAUUUUCAUGUAUGGAGAGAAAUGAUAAUAAGUGUAUGAUGGAGAGAUUUGAAUUCUCAAUCUUAUGUUGUAACAGAGGAAGGUUUUUGGUAAAAAGGAUUGUUCUUUAUAAAUUGACAGAUUUAGCAAAGACAGGAAUGGAGAAAAGCUAAAAGGAGAGACACAUAGAAUAGAUUAUUGUUUUUCUUGCACAAUUUUAUAUAACUAAUUGAGAUUCAGAUUUUAUUAAACUUAUUUUUCUAAUUAUAUUAUGGGUCAUA